Messenger RNA from Scaptodrosophila lebanonensis, 584 nucleotides. It is a transcript of the gene hoip, whose product is annotated as NHP2-like protein 1 homolog. The transcript is spliced from 2 exons. Gene Ontology annotation, molecular function: RNA binding. Lineage: Eukaryota; Metazoa; Arthropoda; Insecta; Diptera; Drosophilidae. Gene Ontology annotation, biological process: ribosome biogenesis; maturation of SSU-rRNA; mRNA splicing, via spliceosome. Gene Ontology annotation, cellular component: precatalytic spliceosome; U4/U6 x U5 tri-snRNP complex; nucleolus. Bases 112 to 495 code for a protein of 127 amino acids. The record is from RefSeq and is a predicted model, not a curated record.
AUGCAAAACGCACGUGUAUUCGUUUUCUUACUGCCCUCAGUGAAGCAACUAGCCGAGAGGUUGCAUUUUGUUUAAACUCAUUUACACAACUAAUUAAAAACAAACAUCAAAAUGACCGAGGAAGUCAACCCGAAAGCAUUCCCCUUGGCCGAUGCGCAGUUGACAUCGAAGAUUAUGAACUUGCUGCAGCAGUCACUUAAUUACAACCAGUUGCGCAAAGGAGCUAACGAGGCCACAAAAACGCUGAACCGUGGCAUAGCCGAUAUUGUAGUGCUGGCCGCAGAUACGGAACCGAUUGAGAUCUUGAUGCAUUUGCCGCUGCUGUGCGAGGACAAGAACGUGCCGUAUGUGUUUGUCCGUUCCAAGCAGGCAUUGGGACGUGCUUGCGGUGUGUCCAGACCCAUCGUGGCCUGCUCCGUCACCACCAACGAAGGCAGCCAACUCAAGUCGCAGAUCCAAUCCAUUCAGCAGGAAAUCGAAAGGCUGCUAGUUUAAGCAAAUUUAAGACGCAGUUUUAAGGUACAACAUGUACAAAUUGAUUUAGAAGAGGUGUAAACGUAAAUAAAACAUAUUUUUCAUUUGAA